AUGGAUGAUGAAAAUAAUGUUAAAUUCACUGCUCAAGAUUUAUAUGAUAAUAAAGCUGACAAGAACCAUACACAUAAAUCCUUCACUACUGUUAGAGCAGACGACAUAAUAUUGAACUUUGACCUUGGUUCAAGUGCACCUUUAGAAAAUCCAAGUACAAGCGUAAAAGAUACUCUUAACAGUUUAGAUAACAGUUGCAGGAAUAUCGAAGAUCAUGCCAGAAACUUUGAAGCACAUGAACUACCAACAAUGUUAGAUAAGAAAGCUGACAAAACAGAGCUUCAAACAUUAAAGACUGAAAUACUUCAAACAUUAUAUCCUAUAGGCUCUAUUUAUACGUCAAUGAACUCAACAAAUCCAGCAAGUGUUUUAGGUUUUGGUACGUGGGAACAGAUUGUAGAUAAAUUCCUCUAUUGUGCGAACUCUUCAAAGCAAACAGGUGGUUCGAAGAAAAUUAAAGAAGCAAACCUUCCACCGCACACUCAUACAGGAACUACAAACUUUUCUGGUGACCAUAGUCACUCAUUAAGAGACCAUCCAUUAUACAACUCAGAAUAUUAUGCUGGCAAUGACGUUUUAUCUCCAGAUUAUAACCAUACAGCAAAAAAGACUUUUCGACCAACUGAACCAGGAGGAAAUCAUUCACACACUUUCACAACAAAUUCAACAGGCUCGGAUGAAGAUUAUAUGCCACCAUUUGUGACUGUAUUCGCAUGGUACCGCGUUCAAUGA
Trichomonas vaginalis G3 is the source of this 732-nucleotide messenger RNA. Its product is annotated as phage tail repeat-like family. The transcript has a single exon. NCBI's taxonomy places the organism in Eukaryota, Parabasalia, Trichomonadida, Trichomonadidae. The coding region runs from base 1 to 732 and encodes 243 amino acids. The record is from RefSeq and is a predicted model, not a curated record.